Molecule: messenger RNA, 759 nt
Organism: Aspergillus clavatus NRRL 1
Lineage: Eukaryota; Fungi; Ascomycota; Eurotiomycetes; Eurotiales; Aspergillaceae
Product: putative GNAT family acetyltransferase
Exons: 2
Coding region: 1-759 (252 amino acids)
Molecular function (GO): acyltransferase activity, transferring groups other than amino-acyl groups
Source: RefSeq, a predicted model, not a curated record
AUGCAGGACCGAUUCUCCGUCGAAGUCAUCAACGAUGACGACUUUCCCGAGCUGACCGCGGCGCUAUGGGAGGGAUUUGAAAACCCCUACCAGGGUGUCUUGCGACUCUUUUUCCCCAUUCAGAACAAUGAUCGAGAGGCCACUCUCAAGGCCAAUAUCCAAGGAGUAAAGGAAGAAUACUACCAGCAGCAACCCGAUGUGACAUGGAUCAAGGUGGUUGACAGGGAGGCAAACAACAAGAUUGCGGCGGCCGCCAAAUGGUACUUUUACAAGGACAAUCCGUACGCGAAGCGGGAAGGACCGAUGGUCGCGGACUGGUUCCCAGAAGGAGUCACACGAGACUUUGCGACACAAGCAAUGCAACAGUUCGAGCAUCCCCGGGAGCAGAUGGCUCGGCGAGCACACGCCUUCCUACAUAUUGCGUUUGCCCUUCCGCAGUACCGCGGCCAGGGACUUAGCCAUCUCUUCAUGAAAUGGGGCGUUUCCAAGGCUGAUUCCCUCGGCCUGGAAGCCUGGUUGGACGCGUCCAAGUAUGGCGCUCCUGUGUAUGAAAAGUAUGGCUUCCGAAAGAUCCAGCCCAAUCCUGUGAAACCGGUCCCAUCGCGAGAAUUGACCGAGGAGGAGCAAAAAGAAUGGGCCAUCUGUGAGCAGACGAUAUUACCUCUCAACGCGACAGUGAUGUGGCGUCCUGUUGGAGGCACAUUUGUGGAGGGAGAAACCCCCAUUCCAUGGCAGCAGGAGACGCCGGAUAAAAUGUAA